Molecule: messenger RNA, 2466 nt
Organism: Triticum aestivum (bread wheat)
Lineage: Eukaryota; Viridiplantae; Streptophyta; Magnoliopsida; Poales; Poaceae
Product: probable indole-3-pyruvate monooxygenase YUCCA11
Exons: 5
Coding region: 880-2208 (442 amino acids)
Molecular function (GO): flavin adenine dinucleotide binding; NADP binding; monooxygenase activity
Source: RefSeq, a predicted model, not a curated record
UCCACACUCACUCCAAAUCUCAUACACAUGCCAUGCAUGAUCUGGCUUUCUCUCUCCCUUCUAAAAAAUAGUUUCGUAGAGCCAAAAGGUUGUCUGGGUUCCUGCAGGAACUAGUUCUGGGCUGCGAAGCCCUGCCGGAUAGCUGACACCGUAUGUGUGCAACCCCAUAGAGAGGUCGUAGGUUCAAUCUUUUGACCAAGGGACUGUUCGAGGGUCCUCCCAAAGGGCUGUCCGAGUGGCCGUACGAGUUUCUGAGAGUGCCUCCCGAAGAGCUGUCCAUGACACCGUCCAAGGGACUUUCCGACCGCCUUCCGAAGGGUUGUCCGAGGUAUAGAUGAGGAAGAACAUCCUCGCGGUUGGGAGGUUGUAAAUCCUAGCUGCGGGAUCUGCAUCGACGAUCUACACCGACUAUACUUCCGCUGCGCUACGAGUUGGUAAUAAUCAGAUCUAAACCUUGUAUGCAUGAUUUUGGGCAUGUUCGUAGUGCGGAAAAUUUCCAUUUUCUGUCGCAUUCCCCUACAACGUUUUUUUGAACAGAGUACGGGUCACUCGGAAAGUCAUCAAGGAAGAGCGACCUGUUAAGCUACGGAAUUAUGCACCUUGAAGCCUUCACUGGAAGGAGACCCACAUACCCUAUAUUUGGCGCACAACUAACACUUAGGCGGUGGGUUUAUUCAUCGGGCAUUUCCUGCAGAACUUGUCCAAGUUGUCGAGGAAAAGAGGAAACAUUACAAAAAAAUUCUGAACAUAACCUUAACUUAUUUUAAUUGGUAGUUAUUGUAAUUAGAAGCAUUUCCCUGCAAAAAUAAAAUAAAAGCAUCAAAUAUGGCCUAAAUAUAUCUGAAUCAUAUUGUGAAUUUAGAUGGGAAAUGUAACAGAAUGGAGUCUAAGUAUUUUGGUAGAUUAUUUUGGACUAUGAAAAAUGACUAUAACAGAAAUAUCGUGACUUUGGACCAGCCGGGCAAGCAAACAGGCAAUUGUGCCAAAAAGGCAAGCAAAAAGACUGAGAGAAGUGAGAAGGCCCUUUCUACACAACAAAAAGACAAGUGUCAAAAAGUGAUGGAGGAGGUCGUAGUUUUGAUUGUUGGCGCAGGGCCUGCGGGACUCGCAACUGCAGCAUGCGUUAGCCAAUUCUCCAUCCCAUAUGUCAUCGUUGAGCGUGAGAAUUGCAGCGCAUCACUAUGGCGCAACCGCACGUAUGACCGUCUGAAGCUACAUCUAGCGAGGGAAUUUUGUGAGUUGCCACACAUGCCAUACCCUGCAGAUACCCCAACAUACAUACCAAAGAACACUUUCAUCAAGUACGUGGAUGACUACAUUGAGUGUUUCGCUAUCCAUCCGAGGUAUCUCACUGUUGUUGAGUCAUCCACAUAUGACUUCAAUGGAAAAUAUUGGUCCAUCAUGGCGCACGACAUGGCAAAGUGCAAAAUAGUUAAUUACAGGGCAAAGUUUCUUGUUGUGGCAAGUGGUGAGAAUAGUGUUGAGAAUAUUCCAGUGAUCCCUGGCCUGGAAAACUUUCCGGGUGUGGCCAUCCAUUCAUCAUGUUAUAAGUCAGGCAUCGACUACUCCGGGAGGAACGUGUUGGUCAUCGGAUCUGGUAACUCUGGGAUGGAGAUCGCCUACGACCUUGCUUCUCAUGGUGCCAAUACUUCUAUAAUUAUACGAAGUCCGAUUCAUGUAAUGACAAAGGAAUUAAUCCGACUAGGGAUGACACUAGUCCAUUAUCUUCCUCUAAAGAUGAUAGAUGGUCUCCUUUUGAUGAUGGCAAAUGCCGUAUUCGGGGACCUCUCCAGGCAUGGCAUCACAAGACCAGAAAAGGGUCCAUUUGUGCUGAAGUCGGAAACUGGUCGAUCCGCAGUGAUUGAUGUUGGCACCAUAGGGUUAAUCAAGAAAGACAAAAUUAAAGUUCAUGGAAGGAUUACUAAGAUCAAAGGAAAAACAAUUGAAUUUGAAGGUGGGAAGGAAGCCUCCUUUGAUGCCAUUGUGUUUGCAACCGGAUACAAAAGCACAACAAAUUCGUGGCUCAAGAAUGAUGAGGACAUGCUUAAUAGCGACGGCGUGCCCAAGAAGGAAUUCCCUAAUCAUUGGAAAGGGGCAAAUGGGCUCUACUCUGCCGGGUUAGGGAGAAGGGGAUUGGCCGGUAUUGCCAUGGAUGCUAAGAACAUCGCCAAUGACAUUAAACGCAGCAUAGACUCUAUGUGCAGCUAAAAUAGCAUUUAUAUUUCUUCUACUAGGAGAAAAGUGUUGGAUUCCUACAAUUUAUCCAUAAUAGAUUCAAUCAGAUGCUGCGAAAUUUAGUUGAUGUCAGGGUACUAUUUAGAAACGGAGGGAGUAGAAUAUUAUUCCUAGUGUUGUACCAUUAGAAUCUACACUAGGUUGUGUCCAAGUUUUAAAUUUGACUGUUUUCUGCCGGUUUUUGGUUUAGUUAUCCUUUAUUAUAAAUAAUCUAAUGAAACUGGUCCAAAA